Messenger RNA from Talaromyces marneffei, 1899 nucleotides. RefSeq lists its product as uncharacterized. Bases 1 to 1899 code for a protein of 632 amino acids. Lineage: Eukaryota; Fungi; Ascomycota; Eurotiomycetes; Eurotiales; Trichocomaceae. Gene Ontology annotation, cellular component: intracellular membrane-bounded organelle; cytosol. The record is from RefSeq and is a predicted model, not a curated record. The transcript is spliced from 3 exons. Gene Ontology annotation, molecular function: A2-type glycerophospholipase activity. Gene Ontology annotation, biological process: glycerophospholipid catabolic process.
AUGAGGACUCUUCAGUCUAUGGCCCUGGUUGCGGGCUUAUUAUCAGAAGCAACCGCCGACGGUGUCAUCCCCCGAGCCCUACCCAACGCCCCCAACGGGUACGCUCCAGCAAAUGUCUCCUGCCCAGCAGAACGACCAACAAUCCGCAGCGCAUCCUCUCUUUCGUCUAACGAGACAUCAUGGCUCUCCCUCCGCCGCAACCACACCGCUCAGGCCAUGCGCGACUUCUUCGGACAUGUCAGUCUCCCCGGCUUUGAUGCCGUGAGCUAUAUUGACCGUGUCGUAAACGACAAUGCUACCAAUCUACCAAUCGUCGCUAUUGCGGUCUCCGGUGGUGGUUAUCGUGCCAUGUUGACAGGUGGCGGUGCCCUCAAAGCGUUUGAUAGUCGGACACCCAACAGCACGUCAAGCGGCCAAAUUGGUGGCUUGUUGCAGAGUGCGACGUAUGUUUCGGGCUUGAGUGGUGGUAGUUGGCUGCUUGCCUCUAUAUAUGUGAAUAAUUUUACGACAAUCGGUGAUUUGCAGGCCGAUGGGGUCGGCGAGGCGUGGCAGCUCGGCAAUUCGAUUCUGGAAGGUCCUUCGAGGGGUGGUUUCCAGCUGUUGAGCAGCGCCGAGUACUAUAACACCAUUUCCGAUCAGGUGCAAGCCAAAUCGGACGCUGGAUACAAUACUACUCUUACUGAUAUUUGGGCACGAAUGCUGUCGUUCCAAUUCAUCAAUGCUACUGAUGGUGGUCCAAGCUACACCUGGUCCUCAAUCGCCUUGGAGAGUAACUUCGCCAGCGGGAGCAUCCCCAUGCCAUUGGUCGUCGCCGACCUUCGCUCUCCCGGCGAGACAAUCGUCGGCACGAACUCUACCGUCAUGGAAUUCAGUCCCUUUGAAUUUGGUUCCUGGGAUCCUACCAUCUACGGCUUUUCGCCGCUGGAAUACCUUGGAUCGAAAUUUAACAAUGGCAGUCUCCCCCAAGACCACAGCUGUGUGCGCGGUUACGACAAUGCUGGGUUCGUGUUUGGUACUUCGUCGACUUUGUUUAAUGAUUUCAUCCUAUAUGUCAAUAGCUCUGGCCUACCCAACGUCCUUGAGCAUUUGAUCACGAAUGCUCUCAACCAACUCGGCCGGGAUAACGAGGAUAUCGCUGAUUAUGUCAAUCCCUUCUACAACUACACGCAAAACACCGGACUGGUCGCUCAGACCGAGACACUCAGUGUCGUUGACGGUGGCGAGGACUACCAGAACAUCCCACUCUAUCCUCUUAUCCAACCAACGCGUCAUGUCGAUGUGAUUUUUGCCGUGGACAGUUCUGCCGAUACGAACGACAGCUGGCCCAACGGAGCCAGUCUCGUUUAUACUUAUGAGCGUAGCUUGAAUUCCUCUGGAAUAGGAAAUGGCACCUCUUUCCCAGCGGUGCCUGACCAGAACACAUUCAUCAACAAGGGUCUCAACACCCACCCGACAUUCUUCGGAUGCAACAGCUCAAACACAUCUACCCCAACUCCAUUAAUCGUUUAUAUUCCAAACUACCCCUACGUGGCCUACUCCAACCUGUCCACUCUGACCCUCUCAAUCAACAACACCGAGCGUGACGCUUUGAUUCAGAAUGCAUAUGACAUGGCGACCAUGGCAAACGGCACCCGCGACCCAGACUGGCCAGCCUGCGUCGGCUGCGCCAUGCUGGGUCGCUCGUUCGAGAGGACCAACACCACCGUCCCUGAUAUCUGCAAUACUUGUUUCGACAGAUACUGCUGGGAUGGUACCACCAACAGCACUACUCCUGCUACCUAUGCACCGUCAUCGUAUCUUGCCACGUUGAAUGUCAUGGGUGGGGUAGGAUCUAUGAAGGUGCCAAAGAUGGUUUUUUUGGCUCUUGGUACGGUGGCCAUGACUGCUAUGGCGCUGUAG